CAAAGUGGGAAGCGGUUUUCAAUUUCAAACCCAAACAGUCCGUGGAACGCGCCAUUGGACUGUGGGAUAACGUUCAAACCAAAUAGUUACCGCGUUUAGUUGUAGAAUUUGUAACGCAAUUAAAACCGAAACCAGACCGGCAUUACUGGCCGAGGUUACAAUCCACAGAAUCCGCGAAAUAAGUCGCUCACCGCGUCUUCGCUCCAGUUUUCUGCGCCCGGUUAAUUUGGAUGACAAACCGACGCUUGGCUUGUUUGUUGCAGGUGUUUACUAAUUCGCAUACGGUAACUUACCACAUUGAAACUAACACUGUGUUUUAGCUAACGUUACACAUCUGACAUAGCAAGCCAUUUCUGCAAGAAACAUGCCGAGGUCCAACAGGCAAAGAGAAUACAAACCUGGAGAUCUUGUAUUUGCUAAAAUGAAGGGGUAUCCACACUGGCCUGCGAGGAUUGACGAGUUACCUGAAGGAGCUGUGAAGUCCCCCUCAAACAAGUACCAGGUGUUCUUUUUUGGGACUCAUGAGACGGCAUUCCUGGGGCCCAAGGAUUUGUUCCCGUAUGAUGAACAUAAGGAAAAGUUUGGAAAAGCAAACAAGAGGAAAGGCUUCGCUGAGGGACUGUGGGAGAUUGAAAACAACCCCACUGUCACGCACGAAGGUUACGAGUCAUCGAAGAAGGACAACGCGUCAGAGGGAGCAGGGGAAACGGGUAGUUCGGAGAAAGCAGAUGCAGAGGGCAGCAGUGAUGAGGAUGAAGGGACCCUGGUCAUUGACGAGAAGAACGAGAGGGGAGGAACUAAGCGAAAAGCAGAGGAGUCCACAGAGGCAUCUCCCAAGCGGCCGAAGGACACAGAGGUGGAAGGGGACUCUAAAGUAGACAUCAACAAGUCCAACACAGAGGCCAAGCUCAAUGAUGUGGCUGGACCUAAGGCAACUGCUCCCUCCUCACAGAGCGAGUCAAAACCAGAGGCCCAGGAAAACGCUCCAACGGCAGAAAAGCCUGUGACAGACAGCGCUUAACGUCAACUCACAGAAGAAAACCAAGAACCUUUUGACGCUUUUCUCUGAAAUUCAAGCAUCACCAUGAUUACCUGCAGGAUGCCAGAUUUCAGCUGUUUAAUAAUAGAAUUAAAAAAAAUAAAAAAACAACAAAAAAAGCGUUUGUAUUGAGAGACAAACAAAUCCUCAUUUGCCAUUUUUGGGAUAUCAUAUAUCCUAGAAACAAAAAGUUUGCUAAUCUGAUUUCAAACAAUUGAAAUGAGCACUUUAAGGCUCGUUUAUAAAUGGGAUUUUGGUGUGUAUAUAUUUUUUAUUUCUAAGUGCAAUUACAUAAUUACAAAGACUGAAUGCUAGGUGUCAAACUUUUUUUUUUUUUUUUUCAGUUUAGAGGGAAUAAACACUGAAUAUAUAUAUAGUAAAUUAAAAAAAAAAAGGAGAAUGUUUAAACCACACAAAAAAGAUUAAAACUCCUAUUUGAUGGUUUUAAAACAGAUAUUGUACAGAAAUAAGAACAAAUUUUCACCCAUGCUCUCAGCUGUAGUUUAUAAAGUAAAUGUUUUACUUCCAUUUGUGUCACCUAGCUUCUCUGCCUCAUCUUAAAUCAUAUAUUCAUCCAUUGGAUACAUGAGGAGUUGCACUUUCAGAAUGUUUUUUUUUUUUUUUGCCCCAUUAAUCAUUGUCUAGUUCACUGUAAGACAUUUUUAUGCAACACAGGUUUUGUUGCUUUGGUGUAGUGUAUGCUUCAUUGCAGGUGACCAAAUUACGUGAUUUCAUUUCACCAGACUAAAUAUGUAAAGCCCAUUUCAGAACUAUUUUAGGAUCAAAACAGUUACUUGGUAAACCCCUCUGCAACUUUCUUUAGCUGACCACGCAUUAUCGAAAGUAGAAAGACAUUCCUGAUUGUUGUCAGAGCUCAGUCUUGAAACUUUGUCAGGCUGGAGCUGUGGCAAUUAUGGGGGUAAAAGUUUGUCACCACAUUUUUUUUUUUUUUGCAUAAAUUAUCUGGCAAACUAUCAAAAACAUCAACUCUUAGUUUCCUGUUUAUUAUAUUUUCUUAAUUAGCUCACCUGAUUGCUGCCAUUGCUUGAUACUGGAGAUGUAAUUGUGAAGCGUUCAGUAAUUGGUUGUACCAAAUAUGUUUAUUUUUUUCAGGUCUGAAAUAUAUUGCUGACAUUGUUAAUGCCAACAUCUAUGAUCUUAAGAAAUUGAGAAGUGAAGUGAGGAGAAUCUUCAAAGUAAACUCUCUACUGGAAUAUGAUUCUAUUUUACUUUUAAUAGUAUUAUUUUGGCUGUGAAACAAAGUUGUGAUGUUUUUAAAGAUGUGUUUUUGUUUAGACAACAUGUUGUUCAAAAUGUGGUGUUACUAUUUUUCCACUGUAGGUAAUUUUUAAGGUUCCAAGUUUUUACAAAUGCUAGACCUGUCACCAUGUUACUUGGAUGUCAUUGUCCUCGCUUCAGUGUUCUUUCCUGUACUUGGCAAAACGAGCCCACAGUUAAUCAAAUGACGAACCUAAGGGAAAUCUCAGCUUUUAAAAAGUGAAAAUAACUGCGACUGCUGCGUCUAAGAUGGCUUAUAGCCACCUGCGCUGCACCACUGAUUUCAAACUACAACGGUGGCCCACUCAAAUUUUGAAGUCCAUGGGUAUAAUUUGGCAUUAAAGUGUGAUUCUUGGUUUGGCUUUCUCUGUUGCUUUCGGAAGCUGUCAUUCAUCUUAAUCUGCUGCUUAGUUUACUGUUGUAGUUGCCGGUCCAUUUAAUAAAAAUGUUGAAUACAAAAAAAAA
This is a messenger RNA of Micropterus dolomieu (smallmouth bass), 2782 nucleotides long. Its product is annotated as hepatoma-derived growth factor-like. The coding region runs from base 365 to 1021 and encodes 218 amino acids. Lineage: Eukaryota; Metazoa; Chordata; Actinopteri; Centrarchiformes; Centrarchidae. Gene Ontology annotation, biological process: regulation of transcription by RNA polymerase II. Gene Ontology annotation, molecular function: double-stranded DNA binding; transcription coregulator activity. The transcript is spliced from 6 exons. The record is from RefSeq and is a predicted model, not a curated record. Gene Ontology annotation, cellular component: nucleus.